AUGCGUGUCUCUUCCGCUGCUGUCGUUGCCUCCCUGGCUGCCGGUGCCAUUGCCACCGAGUACAAGACCGUCGUCGUCACCGAGUACACCACCUUCUGCCCUAAGGCUACUUCCCUGGCUGCUGGCGGCGGUGCCGGUGCCAGUGCCGAGACCAGCCCUGCUGCUGCUCACCCUACCACUGUCACCAUUUCCGGUACCCCGUACACAUACUCCACUCCCCUGGUCACCUCUACCGUGACCCACUGUGACAAGUGCAGCUCUGCCACCGCCGCCCCUACCGCCUCCGCCUCCUCCCCCAGCGGUGCCGGUGCCAUCGGUACCGGUGCCUCUCCUAGCUCCGGCUCCGGUGCCGGCUCCGGUGCUUCCCCCAGUGAAGGUGCUUCUGGCUCCAGCUCUGGCUCCGGUGCUUCCCCUACCGAGGGCGCUGGCGCUGGUUCUAGCUCUGGUGCUUCCCCCAGUGGAGCCGCUGCUGUCGGUACCGGUGCCUCUCCUAGCUCCGGCUCCGGUGCCGGCUCCGGUGCUUCCCCCAGCGAAGGUGCUUCUGGCUCCAGCUCUGGCUCCAGCUCUGGCUCCGGUGCUUCCCCUACCGAGGGCGCUGGCGCUGGUUCUAGCUCUGGUGCUUCCCCCAGUGGAGCCGCUGCUGUCGGUACUGGCCCCUCCCCUAGCGAAGGUGCCUCUGGUUCCGGCUCCGGCUCCGGUGCUUCCCCCAGCGGUACUACCGCUGGUUCCGGUUCCGGCGCUGGUGCUGCUGGUGCCGCCGGUUCGUCUGUCCCCAGCGGAGCCGCUGCCAUCGGUUUCGGUGCCACCACCACUCCCAUCGUCACUUUCGCCACCCCCGCCCCCAGUGGCUUCCACUCUUCUCGCCCUCUGAUCUCCAGCAAGCCUGUCUCUUCCAAGCCGGUUUCCUCCAGCGCCCUCCCUGCCUCUAGCUCUGUCGCUAGCUCUUCCUCCAGCUCCACCAGCUCCGGCUCCAGCUCCAGCACCAGCACUGGUUCUUCCGGCACCUCCCCUGAGGGUGUCUCUGCCGCUGGCACUGGCUCCGCCACUACUCCCUCCGCCCCUGUUUACACUGGCGCUGCUUCCCGCGCCGCGGUCGGCGCUGGUGCUGGUUUGGCCUCGGUCUUCGCUCUCGUCGCUUUCCUCCUGUAA
Aspergillus sclerotioniger CBS 115572 is the source of this 1149-nucleotide messenger RNA. RefSeq names its product putative GPI anchored protein. The coding region runs from base 1 to 1149 and encodes 382 amino acids. NCBI's taxonomy places the organism in Eukaryota, Fungi, Ascomycota, Eurotiomycetes, Eurotiales, Aspergillaceae. The record is from RefSeq and is a predicted model, not a curated record. The transcript has 3 exons.